Carya illinoinensis is the source of this 1701-nucleotide messenger RNA. RefSeq lists its product as uncharacterized. The transcript has a single exon. The record is from RefSeq and is a predicted model, not a curated record. The coding region runs from base 161 to 1564 and encodes 467 amino acids. NCBI's taxonomy places the organism in Eukaryota, Viridiplantae, Streptophyta, Magnoliopsida, Fagales, Juglandaceae.
UGGGUCUGACCCAAGCACGCAAACCAACAAACAACGCAUCCAUUGUCGUUGACGACUCCCCAAAAUUCCAUUUCAAAACCUUUUGAGAUCUCAUCUCAUCUCUUGAAGUAACCCUACACAGUGUUUGUACCCCUCCCCGAACCAGAAACCUUAAAAAACAAUGCUCCAGUUCCUUCUAACCUACAAGAACCCAAUCCUCCACACCUCUCUCUCCCUUUCCCUCACUUUCCUCCUCUCCUUCUUCAAGAUCCCCUCCCUUUUCCUCCAUGGCCUCCACACCUACAUCCAACCCGAAAACCUCCACCAAGACGCCAGCCGCGCCGCCAUUAGACGACCCGAGAGCACCAAUCCAAGCUCCACUCUCCAGGGCUACCAGCACUUGUCUUCCAAACCCAACAUUGAACCCCGGAAGAGGAACAAGUCCAAGGAAAAGUCCGAAUUCGAUGAGAAUAACGCCCAGAUCUUCCGGAUAACGCUCGACCACAGUCGCAUUCAAUCCCGGCUCUAUUUCCACGAGUAUCGCAGAGUUUUUACUCUCUCAUUUGUGGCUCUUUCUUCUUUACUGCUUCAAUUUUACUUGGGGGUUUCUGAGAGCUCUGGAUCCUUUAUAAACGGGACUUUUGUUCCCCUUCUGUUUGGAUUUAUCCUUCUUUGCAAUCUAGUUUUAUUGCUUGCUAAGGUUUCGUUCGAGAAAUCUGCGUCGAGGAAGUCGGAGAAGCAACUGAGUGUGCUUCUUGGGGUUUUGGGGUUUACGCUGGGGCUAUUGAUUUGCUUUGAGAUUGUUCCUUGGGUUUUGGAUUUCCGUUUUGAAUCAAUUAAUGGGGUUUUGAGGGUUUUUCUUGCUGUUUUAAUGGGCUUCAUCGCUGGUUUUCUGCUUAUGCCGGCAUUAAAAAUUGCAAGGUCUUUUUGGCUUGGAACUGAUCAGCUUCGAAGCAAUUUAUCGAUGAUUCAUUGUGGAUGGUUUUCUAGAAUGAUUCUUUAUGCGAAUACAACGUUGAGUAUGCUCACGGCAUUGCUUUGGAUUAAUCCAUUCGUUGAGAUUCUUGUUAAUAAGAACAUUGAUAAUGCUAAAGGAGCGCGUUUAGCUAGUGAAAUUGGGGAUGCUGAGAGGUUGGUUGGCAAUGUGGGCAUGUCCCUUUCCGAUUUUAACAAGCUCAGGGUUUGGUGCUUGUUGCUUUUGGGUUUAUUGCAAGUUGUGGCUUUAAGACCGAACUUGCAAAUGUAUCUGAAUGAAGCAUUGUUGUCUUGGUACCAACGGUUGCACGCCAGCAAGAUUCCGGAUUUGGACUUUAGCAGGGCGAAGGUCUUUUUGCACAACCACUACUUAUGUCUUGUAGUUUUGCAGUUUCUUGCACCUCCGAUUCUUGUGCUUCUCUUUGUUGGCUUAUCUCAGAUUGAUGGUAACUCCUUUUUGAGUUCCCAAUCGAUAUGUAGUCUACAGCCAUGUUCUUCUUUUGUUAAGGAAGUGGCGUUGUUUUUGGCUUGGUGGGUUGUCUUUGUUUGGGCUGUUUUCAGUUCAGGAAGCCUUGUAUUGUAUCGUCGUGGCAUUUUGUAUAUGUCUUGAUGACUGAUUUUUGGUUUUGGCCUCCUACCCCUGUUGGAUUUUUGGGUGAAGAGUGUCAUGCUUGCAAUGCGAUUUUUCAGAACGGUGAUGUUCACAAUUCGCCAAACCACAAUAUUAUUUCGGUACUGUAUUUUUCA